Amoebophrya sp. A120 is the source of this 2860-nucleotide messenger RNA. NCBI's taxonomy places the organism in Eukaryota, Dinophyceae, Syndiniales, Amoebophryaceae. The record is from the annotation of a GenBank genome assembly.
AUGUCGUCCUCCCUCACCUCCUGCUUCCCCUGGGGCAGCAAGCGGCGGCGCGACCCGAACAAAAUGCAGCUGACGGUCGAACUUGCGAACAAGAUCGAAAAGGCGUUCGACAAGGUGGAUAUUGACAAAAGCGGCGAGGUCGAGUAUGACGAGGCGCUCCGGAUGUUUUCGCGGUUCAAAAUAUGAGAGUGCACUUCAGUAUCCCCCCCUCUUUCAUUCGAAGAGCAUGAGCAGCAAGAACACAAGCAAUGGCACAAAUGUGGCUUCCGCAUGACAAAUUUCGUGCACACGGAUUGUAGUGCUUACCCUUAGUUGCUCCGAAAUUUGUCAUGCAUACAGUGCUUAAGGUCAAGCAUAAGCCCAAUCUGUCUCUGUGAAUCUGCUAUUAAUUUGCACGAUAAAUGAGGCGAGGGAGAUCUUCAUGUGCACCCUCAUACAGUGGGUUGGCCGCCAACAAACUCCUGGAGGACAUGGAUCUCGACGGGGACAAAAUCAUCACCCGACAGGUAUCAAGUGCAAAUAUGUCUGGAUCUGGAAAGAAUGGAAUUUCUGAUGCUGUCCGUGGAUUCGAAAAAAAUCUGUAUUGCAUGACCAGCAAGAGGAGUCUAGUUUGUGCUACGCGGGGAGGGCAUUUGUCAUGCGGUGUAGGCAUCAGGAAGCCCCCUGAAAAUCUGUGAUGCUAGGUCGUGCAUUACACGCAUCACGGGCCAUGCAAAAAAUGCAUGACAAACCAGGCAAUCUUCCAGACCCAGACAUAUUUGCAGUUGAUACCAGGAGUGGUUCCACUAUUUCAAGCGCGUCCUGUGCUUCCAGAACCACAAGGGCGAGUUCCUCUACUCGGAAGGGGAUUUAUCAGAGUGUACAGCUCCCUCUCCCCCUCACUUGUAGUGCAAAAUCGCAAAUCCAGUUGCUGCCUGGUGGCGCUGUUUCCAUUACAAAUUCUGGAAGCCCAAACAGUACUACACUCAGCGCAUGAACUUGUCAUGCGCAGCAUCUACAUGUAUAGGGUGUUUGUAUUGCACUUCAUGCUAUAGCCAUAUUACAAAUAAGGGGGAGAGGCGGGAGAGCUGUGCACUCUCAUACGAUUUGCACGACGAGCUGGACCUUUUUCUGGAAGGGGAGACCUGCGUGCCCUUCAGUUUUCAAGUCCCCCCCGUCGCCGGGCCGAUUGCGACCGUGGUGCAGCACCAGCAGAGCAGCCCGACCGGAAACUCCUUGCUCACUCGGGGAAGUGUAUCGUGCCGGAAAUUGCUAGCAGACCCUCAUGAAAUACAUUGAUUUCUGUAGAAAAUGAAGACUAGUAACUCGUAAGUACUUCGUUCUUGAUAGGGUUGUGGCGCCAACAAGACUUCUUGCUCAACAGCAGGCAUGCGAAAGACCGAGCUCCUGAGCCCGGCGGUUUGUUUCUGCAUGAUGCAUGUUAGACAUGUCAGCUUUUUUCACCACGAUACUACGCUCGCAGCCUGAAGAUGAACGAAGACGACUUGGUGCCGGUCCAAUGCAGCCGCAGUCGUGAGGAAGACAAAACUACAACAAGUGCUGCAGUAGAAAUAAAGCCAGCUAACCUGCUUCAAUCGGGGCCGUCGGACAACAAUAAAGCCACGCAGGGAAGCACUAGUAUUUCGAACAAAACCACAACUUCCAAUAAGAACACGACGGAAGAAAUCACCGCGAACGCCACAGGAAAAAUAAACGCGGAAAACAAGGGUCACGACAGCACGACGCAUUCAACAAAUGGGGAUCAUGAGAAAGAAAAGAAGGGCUCUAGUAGCACUUUCGACGGGGUAGAAACGACCUGCAACAACGACCCAACACUGCUUUCCGACAACGACGAUAUGGAGGAGCGCAGCGGCAACAAGAUCGUUACCUUGCUGCACAGCAUCUUGCCGUCGGCCGCAAACUUCAAUGCGGGGACAACUACCGGAACCAUUUUGGGCAGCGCGUUGGGAGGGGGAGUCGCAGCGGCGGCGAGUAGUAGCCGGAGUUCGCGAACUUCGAAGGACAAGUUGAACGGGAGUGGCGGCCUCGUAUCCUGAGCAAAAACGUCCUCACCCCAUAGUCAAGUUGGUACAUCUGCAACACAAAUCGCCAAGCUUUGGGAGGUGUGCAUGACAAGUUUCCGUCUGUCGUAUAGUGGCGCUUAGCAAGGCAGGCCGCAUGAGAAAGCCAGUUUCUCAUCCUAUUCACAGCAUAACAAAUGCUACAUCACGAUUGGAAAUGCUUCUCAUGGAGAUGCGCAUUACAAAUGUUCCUGUCAUUGCGCAUUUGCAUUACAACUCUGGGGUGGGGACGUUUUUGCUGAGGAUACCUCGGCGGGAGUAACCAGCAAAAUCACGUCGUGCAAAACGACGAGUUAUUCGUGCUGGAGCAACAACGCCAGUGUAUGAAGAAGGUGAUGUGACGAGAAGCUUCGUCAUAGAUAAAUAGAGUUCAUUAUCAUUUUUAGCGCAGCAUUUACAGUGGGUUCUUUGCGGUGGUGAUUGUCCUCAGUGAACAAGGGCAGUACAACAUAAAACUUUUUCAAACCUUGCCUUAUUAGCCUAGCAACGUCUACCUAGAAUGGAGCUGGAACUACACGAGUAGGAAAUGCGCAGCCAUCAAGAUGAUUUAUUUUUGCAUAUGCGGAGUAGUGGCGGAAAGAACUGCACAAAGCCGCAAGCAGACAGAGUAAGUGGCAGAGUGAAGUAGAAAUAAGUUGGAGAUUGAACAAUUCAAGUAAAACGAUCUUUUUCGGCAAAACUGAUUGUCAGGCUCUGGUUGUCUCUGACCAGUGACAGUGAGCAUAUCUACUACUUGCACAGGGUCUUGUCCUCGUUCUUCAUCUUUGAUCGUGGAUCAUUAUCCUCCACCUCGUCGUAAC